Strongylus vulgaris is the source of this 227-nucleotide messenger RNA. The record is from the annotation of a GenBank genome assembly. Lineage: Eukaryota; Metazoa; Nematoda; Chromadorea; Rhabditida; Strongylidae.
AUGGACGAAAAAGAUGAGACGACGAGUUUAAUCUCAGCGACUCAGUCUACUAUCUAUGGCACAGCUGCGGCAGCGGCGGAUACUGUCCUUGAAGCAGUGGAACCAGCUACGCUCUCAUGGAAAGACCUGCGCGUUUCGGUCACCAAAGGAGGCAGACAGUUGCUGCAAGGUGUCACUGGCCUAGCUCGGCCAGGCGAACUCGUGGCGUUGAUGGGAGCGAGGUAACU